AUGGCUUCAUCCGCACCUAGGACGUACGAGUGGCUGGUAGUCGUACCGGACAAGCCCGGCGUACAGGAGACGAGACUCAAGAUCCGGCCUGACCACUUCAAGGGCAUGACUAAGUUUAUUGAGUCGGGACAGUGGAAGAUGGGAGGUGCCAUCCUGGAAGACAUGCCGGCAGACGAUGAGGUCUCGAGCAUGAAGUUCGCCGGCAGCACCCUGAUCAUCGUUGCUGAGAGCAAGGAGGCUGCCCUGGCUACUAUCAAGGAUGAUGUCUACGUCAAACACGGCGUGUGGGAUAUGGACAAGGUCAUGAUCUGGCCUGCUAAGAUUGCUUUCAGAAACCCGUAG
Phaeoacremonium minimum UCRPA7 is the source of this 342-nucleotide messenger RNA. Its product is annotated as putative dimeric alpha-beta barrel protein. The coding region runs from base 1 to 342 and encodes 113 amino acids. NCBI's taxonomy places the organism in Eukaryota, Fungi, Ascomycota, Sordariomycetes, Togniniales, Togniniaceae. The transcript has 4 exons. The record is from RefSeq and is a predicted model, not a curated record.